CGUAUUUGCGAGAUGAGGUUUAGGGGAGUAUUGAUUUUCUUUGUGGGCAGUGUAGUAUGUUACCUGCGCAUCUCCGAACUUGACAAGUUUGACCGUAUGAUGAAGAAAGUGUUGAAGUUUGUUAAAGGCAAAAAAGAUGAAAGAAAAGAUUACGCACCUUCUAAUAUCGGCUUCAGUACCGGUGACCAAUACGCCAAACAACCGGUUUCCAGGCCCACAGAAGAAGCGUCUACAACAAUAGAGCAUGCAUGCGGAUAUAGUGUAGAUAUAAACGGAAAGGACAAAAGCCUUACAAAAUUGCAUAAGGUAACAUGGCAAGGAAACCUGGAGAAAGUCAAAGCAGCAGUUAAAAAAACAGACAUUGACAUCCGUGACCGUUCAAACAGAACAGCAUUGCAUUUGGCUGCAGCAAGAGGUCAUGCAAAUGUUGUGUACUUUCUCGUAAAUAACAAAGCAAGCGUUAACAUUCGAGACAGUGAUGGAAAAGUUCCUUUGUUGAAGGCCGUGGAAAGUGGCAACAAAGAGACAGUCCAUAUUUUACUGGAAAAUGGAGUUGACUUAAAUCCAGUUGAUUACAGUGGCAACUCGACCUUGCACAUAACUGCCAGAAAAGGAUUUUACGACAUCUCUUCAAUGUUGCUGGAGAAAGGAGUCAACACUGAAGUUUCAAAUAAUGUGGGUGAAUUUCCUCUCCAUCUUGCAACACAAGCUGAACAUAAUGAACUUGUUGAGCUACUUCUUAGAUAUGGAGCAUCUGUCAAUGUUGUUGACUCUAAUAAUAGAAGUCCCCUGAUGCUUGCAGCAAGAAACGGAAACAUGUCCUUAGUUAGGCUUUUUCUGGAUUAUGGAGCUCAGAGAUGUCUGACAGAUGGAAAUAACAUGACAGCAGAGGAUUAUGCUGUUUUGGAAGGGUAUCAUGAAUUGGCAACUGAACUGAAGAAAUCAGCUACUCAUAAUACAUUCUCACCGUAUGGUAAUACAGAAGAAAACAAAAAAUAUAUACAGAGAAUCACAGAGAGGUCAGCUUCUUUGGAGCCUCUAUCGAAAGUAUCUGCAGUAGCAGUGGAAAGGUGCACCACAUUCAAAGAUGAUGGAACAGAGACUCGUGAAGCUCAUAACAUCUUGAAUGAAAACAAACUGCAAGAAUUGUGUGAUAAGUCACAAAGCCCAUCUUUGGAACUUCAGGAAUUUGUGCAGCCAUCUGAUGAUGAAAUAAGUGAAGAGAGUGGCAAAGAUUUAAGAGCAACUGAGAGACGUGAGGAGGAUUCUCCCAGGUCCUGCAUUAUUCCACCACCCUGUAAGCCACCUCGUAGCUGGGAUUUCAUACAGUCAGGUGUCAUGGAUGACCACAAUAGACAAGAGCCAAGACGCCGUAGUUUAUUAACAUUAGGUAGUCUGAGAUCAAAAAAAGAAAGUUUCAAUGAUUCUUCAGAUGGCGGCCAAUGGAAGGAAUUAACUGGUGAUCAAUGGACUUCUUCUCAGAAGCCUAACAAACAUGAGGACACAGAAUCUGAUGACCAUCACCAGAUGGCUCAAAAACCCAAUGAUGUAUUUUCAAGUAAACAAGAUGUAGAUGAAGGGAAAAAACCUGCAAUGAAAAACUCUUUAGAAUUAGGAAGUAACUUUUGCAACAAUGUGCAGCACUAUACAGAUGAUGCCAAAAAAUCUGAUUCUGAAAGUGACUGGGACAGUGACGACAGCUUGCCUAUAGGCAGCUGCACUGCUACAACAAAUAAGGAGUCUUUAAACAUUACAGCAGUUAAGGUAACAGGAAGCCAGGAAAAUAAUCCUGAUGAAAGAGCACUGAAUUUACGGAGGAAAGGUGGUAUUUUGGUGAGAUCUGAAUCAAUAGAUUUACCUGAUGAUGCUGAUCUUGCAAGAGAGAGACCUGUUGAAAACACUUCAUCCAAUGAAACUCAACAAUUGAUUAAUUUAAAACAGGAAAUUUUCAAGGAUGAAAAAGUGGCUUUCCAGAACAUGAAGCCUUGUGUGAAUGAGGAAGGGACUUUGGGCAGAGAAGGUACAUUGAUGGGAUAUGAAGAGAUAUGGGCAUCAAACCCCCAUUUGCCAUUGUCAACCUCAGAAUCGUCUGUGCUAAACUCUUGUUUUAAUGUACAAAAAACAACAUUAACAAAAAAAGAUAGUUCAGACCGAACAGAAGUGUCUGAAAAUAUUUGUAUAGGAACCUUGCUGCAAGAUAUAUCUGAAACUAAAACCCUCUCAUGGGAUACUCAUAUGCUGAUGUCAGCAUCAAAUGUACAACCUGAAACAAAGGAUGAUACACUUUUAUUUAGAUCACCUUGCUUGGACCAAAGGGGGAAAACUCUUAACUCAAGUGAAGCUGGAUUAUGUCACUCGAAAAUGACAGAAGUGCCUGAUAUUCAAAGUGCAAUAUUUCCAAAAGUUAAGGUAUAUCACAGUAAAAGUGAAUCUUGCUCAAUGGAUGCUCUUAAUGGUAAACUACCUUCUCAUGGAGCCAUGAAAGAAGUUAAAAUAGCGCAUUGGAAGCGGCAUUCUCAUCAUCAAUCAAUAUCUGUACCCCUAUGGAACAAAAGUGAGGAGUUGCAGAAGCUAUCUGAGCCAAAUACAGACCCAAUAGUUAUAGAUAAUGGCCAUAUAAAAGCGCAGCUGAAAUGCUAUGAUGAAGCUUUACAAGAGUUAGCACAAGUCCCAUUCAUAAAAAAACAGACAUCCCUACCACUACCUCAUAAAAAUGAGGCAUGGGAUCCAAUUUUUUCACAGUUUUCAGGUACAAGAGGACACCAUUAUUUGUCUCUCCCUAGAACAAAUGAAUUAAUUGAUGAAGCAUUCAAAGAAAUAGGAAAGUCUUCAGUGAAAUUGAAACAAGGCUCAUUAUCACUUCCAAGAACAGCUACAUCAAAAGAUAUGAUUUCAGAUACAUACCCAACACUAAUGCACCCAAGCAAAAAAUUGUUGCAGAAAAGGAGGAGGGCAGAAAGUGAAGGAGAAAUGUUUUCUGCCCCAGCAAAAGAGUCAGAAAGAAUACAGGCUACUGCAGGCACUAAAUAUGAGAAGCUGAAGGGAUCUUCCGACUCUUCGCUUCCCACACGUUUUAAUAUCAUAGGGAAUGUGACUAAAGAUGAUCAAUGUAGUUAUGAAACUCAUCACAGUGAUAAUGUUGUAUCUUCUAGCAGAGAAUCAUUGCCAGACAAACCUAUACGAAAGAAAAGAGGUAUUCUCUUGGCAAUGAGAUGCUUAAUGGGGCGUAGAUAUGAUUCAAUGAAUGGCAGCAUUGCUAGAAACAUGACUGUUGAAGAAACAGUUGGUGAAACCGUGUCAGCAACUAACACUAACACCCAUGAUUGGUUGCAAAAUGAAGGGUCUACAAGAGAGAAAUUGAAUCUGGAUGAUAGUACUAUAAGGUGCAGUAAUCUAGAAGACAAUGAAUUAGGGGAGCUGGUGAAAACAGUGGAUGAAGUUCAGUCACCAUCUUUAAACAGAGCAUCUUAUGCGAAUGUUGAGAAUAAUUCAAUUCUAUCCAAUAUUAGUAGAAAAGAAACUGAAUUAAAAGAUUCUACUGCAGGGGAAAGUCUUCCAAAACAUCAGGCUGUUGCGAGCCAGAGCAUAACUGAGACUGAUCAACAACCAUGUAAAUCGUCAGUGGCAACUGGUCAUUCUGAAGCACAAAUAAUAUGUGAGAGCCGUAAAGAUGUCCCAAGUGAUGUGGACAGUGAACACUCUCAGCUUGAUACCACACCGCAACACCUGUGUGUGAUUGAUAUACCAACUAAUCAUCACACUGUACUAAAAAAGCACCUCCAAACUGCUACAUUUGAACGUGGUCAGUUGCAACAAACUGCAGCAGAACUUGAAGAAAAGGCUGAACGUUUACGCUAUGAACUGGCUGACACUCAAGAAGCUGCAAAAAGCCAAGAUGAAGUAGUUGUAUUGCUACAGAAACAGCUAAGUUAUUUGGAAUCUGUGCAUGCUUCUUGCCUUGAAGAUGCACAACAUCAUCACCUCCGGAUUGCAAAUCUUGAACAAGAAUUGACGCACUUACAGGACAUAUGCCACAAGCAAGAAGAAGAAAAAGUAAAGUUACUGGAACUGAUUGUAAAUAAGAAGGAUAAUAAAAAUGAAGGGAUAAGCAAACUUCCAAUGCAAGAUGAGGACCAAGAGUUGUUAUCUGCUUCUGAAAAUCCCUGUCUCAGUUCUAAUGGUACAGAAGUUGAAAAGGAAAAACUUAAAAAUGAAGUCAAGUUGUUGGAGGAGGCAAAUACAGAGCUGAGACAAAGACUAAGUGAGAUCAAUGAAAAAUAUUUGAAGCUGCUUGAAGAAAAUACUCAUCUCAAUACAAAAAUGGAAACAAAAUCUGACAGCAAGAAAAAUUUUCCAAUGGAGGCUGGUACAGUGUAUGUUUAUGGCCCACAAGAAUUUAAAAUUGUUAUUAAGAAUGAAUUUGACAGUUUGUUUAAUUUAAAAGGUCAGCUCAAAAUACUUGCUGAAAAAUUUGAAGAUGCCAGUGCCACUGGAACAGAAAUGAUGAAGAGUGCUGUACAGGGAGAUCUGAAAAGAGCUGUACAUACACUCAUUUCAUCUUGUGGAAAUGUGGAAGCCAUUAUCUCAAAAUACAGUCCAAUAUUUAGGGACAUAAAAGACUGUGUGGACGACUUGACUGUGGAUACUGAAGAAAGAUGCUCAAAAGAAAAUGAAAAAAUAUGUUUUGAUGGUAAAAAUGUGUUUGACAGGAAAGAGGAUUUGAUUUUUGAAAGAAGUGAUUUGGGAGACAGAGAAUUGCAGGCCCAACAAAAUACUGAAACUCUAAAGAAUGAGUUUGUAGCACAUCUUAUAGAACUGAAGGAGCUCACAGAAAUUCAUGACUCAGAAAUAUAUAACAUACUUCAAAAAUUAAUUCAGCCUGAUGAACUGAGCAACUCUUUACCAGAGCUUAUCUCAAAUCUUGAAAGUCUUAAAGAAAAAAGUAGUGCUCUCUGUCUGCAAGUGGAGUGUGUUAUUGACCUGCUGCACAUGAACAAUGAAAAUCUGUUGAAUUUGUUUGUUCAUGAUCUUGGUAUAAAAGAAAAAAAUUCUUUAAAAGAAUCAUGCAAUUCCUUAGAAAUACAAGUGUGUUCUGACCAGUCUGCACAUGAAUUUGACAAAGAUAUUAAGGUCAGUUCAGAAAGGAAUUUCACUGUUGCAGAAACUGCCAUGUCUCAAAAUGAAUUUCCUAAAAAUAUUUCUGUCAUUACAAAUGACUGUGCAAAGGAAGGAGAUAUGGAAAACAUUGUCUGUUCAAGGGAAAUGGAUGGAAAUGAAGCACGAUGUGUGCCCAGUGAUGUGCUUUUGAAAAUUUUCAAAGAAAAUCUGCAUUUAAAAACACAACUGGCAGUAACAAAACAGCUACUUACAAGACAAUUACCAGAAUAUAAUAUAGACUCAGCAUCACAGUAUUCACCAAUCACUAAUGAAGAAAAAUCUUUAAAUGAUAUAAUUGCAGAGAAUGCUAGUUUAAGAUGUGAACUUCAAAAGGCAAAAUUUGAAUUUGAAGAACUAGAGAAAGAAUUAAAAGAGAUGAUGUUACAAAAAUUUACACAACCCUUGAUAACAGACCUAAAUGAAAAAGAGAAACUGCAAAAUGUUACAUUUCAAACCAAGGAUUUAAAAUCUGAUAAAGAUGUUGAAUCUGAUGGAGACAUGUCAUCUUCUGAAAAUGUAAGAACAUCUUUUUCACUGCAUAUAUUAACUGAUGCACCAGAUCUACAGAAAAAGCCUCUUGUAUCACAUGAUAAAUGUGUUGCACCUGAAUCUUCCAUCAUAACAGAUAUUGGGAAUGAUACACCCCUGCAACACUCAGAAGGAUGUCAUAACGAGAAUAAUGCUCACAAACCAGAAAUGGUUCAGCAGACUGUGCUCAAACCCACAGCCUGCGAAGUAGCUACAGCUGAAGUACAUUCUGAAACACAGAUAAGUAAAGUUGCUCCAGAUUUAAUCAGCAGGGAGAACACUAUUGAUGGUGUGAUGCCUGAAGAAUGCACCAAAAGAUGCAAUUAUUCUCAGUCAUUUGAAGUAAAAGAUUGUGGAAACAUGAAAUUACAUGAGGAACAGAUAUCAGAUAUUGGUGAAGAAAUGUUUGUUGCAAUUAGUAGUUCAGAGCAAAUUGAAACUGGAAAUAAUAUUUUCAACAAAAGUAAUAAGGUAAUAGUAGAUGGUUCUGAUUGUACACAAUUAUCAAACCUCAACAAUGUAGUAAAAUAUCAUUGUAAUGAUUUACUUGUACAAGCAAAACAUGAAGAAAGUGAUAAUGAACAAUCAAACAUCUGUUCUUCGAAGAAGGUGAUAGAUUCAGAGACAGAUGCAAGCCUUACAUGUAAAGAUAUAGGAACUGUGAACUUUCAGGAUACAGUAAAAUGUCAUUAUAAUGAUUUACCAGUACACACAAAACAAGAAGAAAGUGAUGAUGAGCAAUCAAACAAUGUAUCUUCUUCAAAGAAGACAAUAGAGUCAAAGAUACAUGCAAGCUCCACAGCUAGAGGUAGAGAAACUGUGAACCUUAAUGAUGCAGUGAAAUAUCAUUAUAGUGAUUUUCCAGUACAAGCAAAACAUGAAGGAAGUGAUGAUGAACAAUCAGACAGCAUCUCUACUUCAAAUAAUGCAGUAGAAGCAGAGAUAAAUCCUAGCCCCACAUGUAAAUUUACAGCAACUAUAAAUCUAAAUAAAGUCAGCUGUAAACAUUCAAAUAAAAAUGGGACUGAAAACAAUGAACCACAGUUUUGUACCCAAAAUGAACAGAUAUGUAAAGCUUCAGCUAGUCACUGCAAUUCUCAGCUGUUUGCUCAAGACCACUCUUACCCUGAAACAAACAUAAAUGCAACAAGAAACCACAAUACAUCAUAUUAUGAUACUUCUGAGUGUAGUGAUAUUGUGGAGAAUGAUCUCUUUAAAAUUUCUCAAAAUCCUAAAGGAUACAACAGUGUUCGACUUGGGAUAUCAGAAAAUGAUUGUAACAGUAACCAAAAUACCAUAGCUAGCACUUCUUACUACAGAGGUUUUAAAAGUGGAGCAGAUGGUAUUUGUGGUGAUAAAGCUAGUCAGAGUAGCUUAAAUACUGGAAACAAAUGUCUUGGCUUUUCAGCUACUGCCAAUGGUAGUAAAUGUGCGAGGAAGAAAGUUGUUAAUGGCACAAAAAAUUCAAAAACUGAAAGCAGCAUAACAGCUGAAAUGACUGUUUACAACAAAUCAGGUAGUUAUAGUAAAGCUGUUGGUAAACAGCAGGGAAUAGCUUCCUCCAGAAACCCAAAAUUUUAUCCUGAUCGUGAAGCUGGAAAAAGAAAUGUACAUUUCUAUCAUAAGUUUUCAAAAAUGGGUGUUGAUGGAAGUGAUUCAUUGGAAACAUCCACAACAGGUGGUAGUUCAGAUACAGAAUCAGAAUAUCCACCAAAAAAUUGUAACUUUAAACAAAAAAAUCCUGUAGAAGGACAGGAAAAUGACUGUGGGUCUCUGGAUAGUCCAAGUUCAGAUUCUACUCUCUGUCAUGAAGACACAGAAACAGAAGAAUCAUGUGAAAAAAACGAAAAUUUUAAGUUUCAUACUACCAAAGUAAGAAGGGGUACUUCUUCAAACAAUAAAACUCUAGAAAAGGGAAACUACAUGUCAAAAUUCACAACAAUUUCCGAAGAUUUCACCAAGCCUUAUCAGAAAUGUUAUCUUAAAGAGCACCACCAGGCUGAGAUGAAGGAGAAAGCAUCAUUUAAUUAUUCUAGUUCAGAGACUUGUUCCUCAUCUUCUGUAUCUAAAGGAAAACAGUGCCACAUGAAUUCAAAAAGAGACAUGUAUUCUGGUAGACAGAGCCGGAUUCCCACUUACAUUAAAUCAUUUGGACGCCGAUCAAGCACAAAUUCAGUCAAUGUUAAUAAUCAAUGCUCCAAAACAGAUAACCAAAACUGUUUGUUAAAACUGAACAAAACCUUUAGUGAAAGGAAUAUCUCAGAGUACACAAAAGACAGCAACCUUGGAAACAAAAUGAAGUGUAAUAAGAAUGCAUCAAAAAAUGCAUCAACAGGAGGUAACAGUCAUUUGCAAAGUGAGCUCCAGACUGAAAGAGAGAAAGUGAGGAAGCAUGCAGUGAGCAUCCGGAGACUCAAGUCAGAGCUACAGUUAAUGAAAAACAGCAUGGUGGAGAACAAGAAACCACUGGUGCUGGGACACAAUUCACAAUUGUCCAGGCAGAGAAACAGUAGUGUCAGUGCACCUCAUAGCCCACACCAUUAUAGUUUUACUGCAGCAGAUUUUCAGAAACAGGUAAAUGAGCUGGAACAGAAGGUUAAUGAAGAGCAUGCUUUGAGGUUUUCCCUUGAAGUUCAAGUUAACAAAAUGAGAUAUGAAUUACAGGAAAAAUUUAAUAUAGAAAAGGAAUUGAUGCUGCUUCAGAAUAAGUUGGAGAAUGAUUUUGUCUCCAAGACAGAAAUGGAUGCAGUAAAAAGGAAUUAUGAAGCUGCUUUGGCUAAAGCAAGACAAGAUGCAGAGCUAUCAGUGUAUGAUGAUCUUAGACAUAAAUUACAUCAGAUAAAUAUUUUCAUUGAAAAACAGGCACAAGAACAAGCUAACAUUACACAUUUACAAAACAUAAAUGAAAGUCAAAUGCAGCAGGAAUUCAAAGAAAUAAGUUUGAAAAUCUUGUCAGACUUUGCCAAAGUUCAAGCCACGCUACAGGAGAAGGAUGAAAAAGAAAAAGAGUUAAAGGAAAAGUAUGAAAAACUUAUAAAAGAAUGUGAGAAAGAGCAAGAAGUACAAAGGAAGAAACUGAUUGAAAAAUCUUACAGUGUGAACUUGACACCAUACAUGAAUAAGAAGGUAAAGGAUGUGAACUCAAAGAGCUGCAUGUUGGAUAUAAGUUCUUCGCAACGCUCUUCUUCACUGCAGUCAUUAUGCGCUCGACACUCAACUUUACCCAUAGCAGCUGUUCCUCAUAGCUCAAAUAGCCCGUGGAUGCCAGAUAAUGCUCUGAACUACAUCCUACAUAGAGAAAUGGAGGACAGCAUCAGCAAAAAUUCAUCAUCUGAUGAUGCAGCCAUCCAGUCCAGUACCAACAAGCCUCUGUCUGCAACUGAAGAGCAACUGGAAAUUCUACGAUUAAAGUACUUUGUCUAUUAGAUUUGUUAUUGCGAAAUGUGUCUGGACUGACAAAUCAAUCACUUCUAGAUGACUGUGUUAUCAAAGUUUGCAGUUUAUGAAAAGCUUCCAAAAAAUUGUUUCAGUAAGACAUUGUGUAAACACUGUUUUCACUGUGAUGAAAAUAAUCCAAAUUUUAAUUGAAUGUUAUCAGUACUUUGUAUUCAGAUCUGAUCAUAAAACCUACAAUGAACAGAUUAGGAAUACAUUACUGGCACUUCUUUGCAAUCCAUACUUAUUGUUCUAUAUCAAAUUUUGUCAAUUGUUACCUGCUUAAGAAAAUAAAACAUUAAAAGAAGUUAA
Molecule: messenger RNA, 9432 nt
Organism: Schistocerca gregaria
Lineage: Eukaryota; Metazoa; Arthropoda; Insecta; Orthoptera; Acrididae
Exons: 21
Coding region: 13-9111 (3032 amino acids)
Molecular function (GO): protein binding
Source: RefSeq, a predicted model, not a curated record